AUGAAUGAAUUAACCAAGGCUCAAAUUGAUAAUCUUAAGGCGGCAACAGGUGGCAGUGAAGAAGAUGUUCUUCGAUCUUACGCUGCAACAAAAAAUAAAUAUCCAAGUGGUGGUAUGACAGAGCAACAAUUUCUUGAAAUGAUCAGAGAUCCAUCAUCAGGUGUCAAAUCUGCAGAAGCUGAUAUGGCUAAACUCAUGUUUACUGUUGCUGAUCGUGAUAAAUCAGGCAAAGUUGACUUAUAUGAAUAUCUGUUAACGGUUGCAUUGCUGUGUACGGAUGAUCCGAAACCAGUCCUUCAGACACUUUUCAUCGCAUGUGAUGCAAAUAGCAAUGAUAUUCUUACUCAAGAUGAAGCUCGAGACGUUUUCUCGACAUUUUUUCGACUUAUGGCUGGUUCUGAUAAUGGUGUUGAUCAAAAAGAUCCAGAAUAUAGCAAAGAAAAACUUGAUAAUAUUAUACAACUAAUUUUUGGUGAUAAAACACAAAUAUCUGAAGCGGAAUUUCGACGAGCCUGUCUCGAAAACGAAGAUGUCAAGUCUAUAACUGGCGAACUUCACUUUUUCUUACUUGUGUCACUGACAAGCAACGCUAAAAAAUUCGAAGAACGACGCAAUUCAAUUAUUCCUCGCUCCUAA
Molecule: messenger RNA, 636 nt
Organism: Rotaria sp. Silwood1
Lineage: Eukaryota; Metazoa; Rotifera; Eurotatoria; Philodinida; Philodinidae
Source: the annotation of a GenBank genome assembly